This is a messenger RNA of Aethalodelphis obliquidens (Pacific white-sided dolphin), 887 nucleotides long. It is a transcript of the gene IFITM5, whose product is annotated as interferon induced transmembrane protein 5. Gene Ontology annotation, biological process: bone mineralization; bone morphogenesis. The coding region runs from base 188 to 592 and encodes 134 amino acids. Gene Ontology annotation, cellular component: plasma membrane. The record is from RefSeq and is a predicted model, not a curated record. NCBI's taxonomy places the organism in Eukaryota, Metazoa, Chordata, Mammalia, Artiodactyla, Delphinidae. The transcript is spliced from 3 exons.
CACCAGCAGCCUUGCAGGGGGCUCCCUAGGCUGGACCACCCGGACAGGAGGGGCUCUGGUGGCCCCGCACCGGCCCCCAGCCUCUACGGGCGGCGGGCCGGUCAGCCGGGCGGCGGCGGGGACUAUAAGCGGCCGGGGCGCCCACCCUCGAAGCAGGAGUCCGAGCGAGGAGACGGCGCUGGAACCCAUGGACACGUCGUACCCCCGCGAGGACCCCCGGGCCCCGACGCCCAACAAGGCCGACGGCACCGCCCACACGGCCCUCACGCUGGGGGCGCCGCUACCCCCACCUCGAGACCACUUGAUCUGGUCGGUGUUCAGCACCCUCUACCUGAACCUGUGCUGCCUCGGCUUCCUGGCGCUGGCCUACUCCAUCAAGGCCCGAGACCAGAAGGUGACUGGAGAUCUGGAAGCAGCCCGGCGGCUCGGCUCCAAAGCCAAGUGCUACAACAUCCUGGCCACGGUGUGGGCUCUGGUGCCGCCUCUACUGCUGCUGGUGCUGGUGGUGACCGGCGCCCUGCACCUGUCCCGGCUGGCCCAGGGCUCCGCCGCCUUCUUCAGCACCAAGUUCGACGACUCAGACUAUGACUGACAGGCUGGGCCCUGUCACCGCCCUGAUCCAGGGACCCCAACCCCAGGGGCUCCAUCCUAAUCGCCUGGAACCCUGACUUGCCUACGGGCCUGAGGCCCACCCUCCAGCCCCAGCCUGGGCACCUAACACUGACCCUGAAGAUCCUCCACAGGGACCCCAGGGCCUUACCCUCACCUCGAUCGAUGCCCCCAGUCCCCUAACCCCACCCCCCACCCCUGCCCCCAGGCCAGCUCCUCCCUCCCCAGCCGCCAGGCUCAGCCUCAGUUUCACAAUUAAAAGCGCCUGGCUCCAGAAA